Messenger RNA from Nerophis lumbriciformis (worm pipefish), 4803 nucleotides. The record is from RefSeq and is a predicted model, not a curated record. Lineage: Eukaryota; Metazoa; Chordata; Actinopteri; Syngnathiformes; Syngnathidae.
AUGUCUCUACUUUGCGUCAAAGUGAAAAAAGCCAAGCUCCAAGGACCUUCAGACAAAUUUAACACUUACGUGACUCUGAAGGUGCAGAAUGUCAAAAGCACAACUAUCACCGUGCGUGGAAAUCAGCCUUCCUGGGAACAAGAUUUCAUGUUUGAGAUUAAUCGUUUGGAUCUUGGGCUCAUUGUUGAGGUAUGGAACAAAGGCCUUAUCUGGGACACUAUGGUGGGGACAUCCUGGAUCCCUUUGAAGCAUAUUCAACAAUCAGAAGAGGAGGGCCAAGGUGAAUGGCUUCUACUGGAUGCAGAGGUCCUGAUGAAAGCAGAUGAGAUAUACGGCACCAAAAACCCGACCCCUCAUCGACUCUUAUUGGAUACUCGCUUUGAGCUGCCUUUUGACAUUCCAGAAAAUGAGGCACAGUAUUGGACGGACAAACUAGAACAAAUCAAUUCAAUGGAAAUCCAUAAUGAGUAUUCUCUUCAGGACGACGUGGACAGUCAUCCAUUACCCCCCACAGCUUCCCAGUGUUGCAACUAUUUCGGAUGGGCUGACUCACUCACUUUGGAUGACCAGGACAGUGCAGUGGAUGACCGGGACAGCGACUACCGCAGUGAGACGAGUAAUAGUUUGCCACCACGUUACCAUACAACAGCUCAGCCCAACUCAUCCGUGCACCAAUAUCCCAUUGGGCCUCGUCCACAUCACCUUCAAGACUCAUGUACUGACUCCCUCCACAGUUUUGAACUGGAAUACCGAGACCAAAGAAGCAGUCCAACGGAAAGUAGUCGCUUUGGGUCAUCAGGAAACCUGAGUCAGACCAGCUCUCAGCUGAGUGAGAUUGGUCAUGAAAGCACCGGAGGGUCAGAAAUCGAAGAAUCCUUCCAUUCCUAUCACAGCAGUAGUUUUUAUCCCUCAUCAAAUGGACAUUUUGCAACAAAUGGACAGUCUGCUGUUGGUGAGACUAUACCCUCGCUGUCCUUCGAUGCCAGACGAAGCUUGCAGAGUGACACUACAGCAGACAAAGUGUUGUCUAAACAUCAAAGGUUCCACGAUGAAGGGGCAUCUUUACCAUUUUCUCCAUCCAGAGUUCGCUGGUUGAAGGCCAUUAAUAAAGUCAGGGUCCAACUACGGGAGGUUUGCAGUGAUGAACCUAGUGCAAGACAGGCCUGGGUAAAACCAGGUGGUGGACAAGAGCUUUAUGGGAUUGACAGCAUGCCAGACCUUCGCAAAAAGAAGCCUAUCGCCUUGGUUAGCGAUGUGGCUAUGUCCCUUGUCCAAGCUCGGAAGGCCGGUAUUGCAUCUGCGAUGGCUGCACGAUCUUCCAUCAAGGAUGAGGAGCUGAAAAAACAUGUCUACAAGAAGACCCUUCAAGCACUGAUCUAUCCAAUAUCAUGCACUACGCCACAUAACUUUGAGGUGUGGACCGCCACAACACCCACCUACUGUUAUGAGUGCGAGGGGCUGCUGUGGGGCAUUGCACGACAAGGUGUCCGCUGCUCUGAGUGUGGGGUCAAGUGUCAUGAAAAGUGUCAUGAACUGCUGAAUGCUGACUGUCUACAACGUGCUGCUGAAAAGAGUUCAAAACAUGGAGCUGAGGACCGAACUCAGAAUAUUAUCAUGGCCAUGAAGGACAGAAUGAAGAUCAGGGAAAGGAACAAACCUGAAAUUUUUGAACUUAUCAGAGAAGUAUUCAUGAUCAGCAAAAAUAUCCAUUCGAAUCAGAUGAAGGCCAUCAAACAGAGCGUUUUAGAUGGUACUUCAAAGUGGUCUGCCAAGGUCACAAUCACAGUUGUUUGUGCCCAAGGGCUUCAGGCAAAGGACAAGACAGGUUCUAGCGAUCCCUAUGUCACUGUGCAGGUGGGCAAGACGAAGAAGAGAACCAAGACUAUCUAUGGCAAUCUCAAUCCAGUGUGGGAGGAAAAGUAUCACUUUGAAUGCCACAAUUCGUCAGACAGAAUCAAGGUACGUGUGUGGGAUGAGGAUGAUGACAUCAAGUCAAGGGUCAAGCAGCGUCUUAAGAGAGAAUCAGAUGAUUUCCUUGGCCAGAGUAUUAUUGAAGUCAGAACAUUGAGUGGCGAAAUGGACGUCUGGUACAAUCUAGAGAAGAGGACAGACAAGUCGGCUGUGUCAGGUGCCAUCCGCCUCCAAAUCAACGUAGAAAUAAAGGGGGAGGAGAAGGUGGCUCCAUACCAUGUGCAGUAUACCUGUUUGCAUGAGAACCUGUUCCACCACUUUACAGAUAUCCAUGGACACGGUGUGGUGAAAAUCCCCGAGGCACGUGGUGACGAUGCAUGGAAAGUUUAUUUUGAUGACGUGCCGCAAGAUAUCGUGGAUGAGUUUGCCAUGCGUUAUGGAAUUGAAUCAAUAUAUCAGGCCAUGACGCACUUUGCAUGCCUAUCUUCUAAAUACAUGUGUCCCGGCGUUCCUGCGGUGAUGAGCACCCUGCUCGCCAACAUCAAUGCCUUCUACGCCCACACAACCGCCUCCACCAAUGUGUCUGCUUCAGACCGUUUUGCUGCCUCCAAUUUUGGGAAAGAACGCUUUGUUAAACUCUUAGACCAGUUGCAUAACUCCUUGCGCAUUGACCUCUCUACCUAUAGGAACCACUUCCCUGCCAGCAACAAGGAUCGCCUCCAGGAUUUAAAAUCAACUGUGGACCUUUUAACCAGCAUCACGUUCUUCAGAAUGAAGGUCCAGGAGUUACAGUCUCCACCCAGAGCCAGCCAAGUUGUGAGGGACUGUGUCAAGGCCUGUCUCAACUCCACAUAUGACUACAUCUUUAACAACUGCCAUGAUCUAUACAGCCAACAGUACCAACCUCUGGAAAUGAACAAGGAGGAACUCUCUUUGGAGGACCAGGGCCCAAGUAUCAAGAACUUAGAUUUCUGGCCUAAACUCAUAAUGCUCAUUGUCUCCAUUAUUGAAGAGGACAGGAACUCCUACACACAUGUGCUGAACCAGUUCCCUCAGGAAUUGAAUGUUGGGAAGGUAUCGGCGGAAGUCAUGUGGUCAUUGUUUGCUCAAGACACAAAGUAUGCUAUGGAAGAACAUGAGAAGCACAGACUUUGUAAGAGUACUGACUACAUGAACUUCCACUUCAAAGUAAAAUGGCUCUAUAAUGAAUAUGUCAAGGAGUUGCCCAACUUUAAGGAUGUUGUUCCAGACUACCCAUCAUGGUUUUUGCCAUUUGUGCUUCAGUGGUUGGAUGAAAAUGAGGAUGUUUCCAUGGAAUUUAUGCAUGGAGCACUUGAGAGAGACAAAAAAGAUGGGUUCCAGCAAACGUCCGAGCACGCUCUUUUCUCUUGCUCCGUGGUGGACAUAUUUACCCAGCUCAACCAAAGCUUUGAGAUCAUCAAGAAAUUAGAAUGUCCUGAUCCUAAUGUCAUGGCAAAAUACAGUCGCCGCUUCUCCAAGACUAUUGCUAAAGUUCUUUUGAAGUACAGUGCCAUUCUUAACAAGAGUUUCCCUUCGUACGUUGACAAGGAGAAGAUUCCCUGUGUCUUAAUGAAUAAUGUGCAGCAAUUGCGAAUCCUGCUGGAGAAGAUGUUCGAGUGCAUGGGUGCCAAACAGAUGGACACUGAGGCAAGUGAUCUGUUGACCGAUUUGCAAGUGAAACUGAACAAUGUGCUGGAUGAGCUCAGCAGCACAUUUGGGAACAGUUUCCAGAGUCGCAUCCAUGAAUGCAUGCGUCAGAUGGCGUCUCUACUUUACCAAAUAAAAGGCCCGCUCAAUGCCAACACCAAAAACCAGGUUGAGGCGGACUCUGAUAACAUGCUACGGCCACUUAUGGAUUUCCUUGAUGGGAAGUUGACUCUGUUUGCUGCCAUUUGUGAGAAGACUGUCCUGAAGCGUGUGCUCAAGGAACUAUGGAGGAUUGUGAUGACCAACCUAGAGAAGACUAUUGUCCUGCCUCAGGGCAAUGACACAUUUGGCGCACAAAUACUCUCAGCUGCAAAAGACCUUGGUCAGCUUUCCAAACUCAAAGACCACAUGGCAGGAGAGGCAAAGAGUCUGUCUCCACGGCAAUGUGCAGUUAUGGAUGUUGCACUGGACACGAUUAAGCAAUACUUUCACGCAGGAGGGAAUGGUCUCAAGAAGGCCUUCCUGGAGAAGAGUCCUGAGCUCUCCUCACUUCGCCACACCUUGUCCCUCUACACUCAGACCACCGACACACUUAUCAAGACAUUCGUGACCACUCAGCAUGAACAAGUGCACAAUGGAAAAGGUAUAAGGUUAACCUCCAAUGAGAAAAUAAAGCCAAGCAGUGGAUCAGGUGUAUCCAACCCCAUUGGUGAGGUGUCUAUCCAGGUCGAACUCCAUACUCAUCCUAAAAGUGGGGAGCGUAAAGUGUCCGCCAAAGUUGUGGCAGCCACUGAUCUGAAAUGGCAGACAAGUGGAAUGUUCAGGCCCUUUGUCGAGCUCACCAUGAUCGGACCACACCUCAGUGACAAAAAAAGGAAAUUCCAGACAAAAUCUAAGAACAACAGCUGGUCUCCCAAAUUCAAUGAGACCUUCCACUUCAUUCUGGGAAGUCAGGAUGGUUUUGAGUGCUAUGAGCUACAAGUGUGUGUCAAGGACUACUGCUUUGGUCGAGCCGACCCUGUGAUUGGGUUGUCUGUGAUCCAGUUAAGAGACAUCAUGGAGAAGGGCAACUGUGCCUGUUGGUGCCCACUGGCUCAGUGCAUCCACAUGGACGACACCGGUCUCACUGCUAUACGGAUUUUGUCCCAGCGCUCAAACGAUGAUGUUGCCAAGGAAUUUGUACGGCUUAAGUCUGAAACUAGAUCAGCCGAAGAGGAAAGAUGA